GAGAAGCCGAGGGAAGAAGAAAUAUUUCUGAAUAUACCAGACUGCCCUUUCACAGUUUCUCCAUUUUGCUGUCUGUCGUCUUUGACUGUUUCCCAUGAGACUCUCGGGAACGCAGGUGCAGGGUCCCGGUUCACAGUUGUCGUCUCCAGGGCUGGGUACCUGCUCUCCCCAGCUUUGUCUCCAGGCUGUGUGCUCAGACUUGACCAUGUUUGGGCAUGGAGGCAUGUCCCAGAUGGAGACCAAAGGGUGCUUCCCUGGAGACGGGCUGGGAGGCCAAACUUCCUGCUGGAGCGCAGCGGCCUCUUUUGGGGUGGGGGCUGGGGACAAGGCAGAAAGAAACCAUCUGCAGACCGAUCAUCGGCAGGGCACGGGGGAGACUAAAUGACUGCUGCCCCCAGUGGACAUGGGAAAGAAACUGGUGAUGGCCCAGAGGCGCGGAGAGACUCGAGCCCUGUGCCUGGGUGUGACCAUGGUGGUGUGUGCCGUCAUCAGCUACUACAUCCUGGGUACUGCUAUGCUGCCCCUCUACCAGAAAAGCGUGUGGACCCAGGAAUCCACGUGCCACCUGAUUGAGACCAACAUCAGAGACCAGGAGGAGUUGGAGGGCAAGAAGGUGCCCCUGUACCCAUGCCUCUGGGUCAAUGUGUCUGCUGUGGGCAGGUGGGCAGUGCUGUACCACACGGAGGACACCCGGGACCAGAACCAGCAGUGCUCCUACAUCCCGGACAGCCUGGACAACUACCAAAUGGCCCGAGCCAAAGUGGAGAAGGUCAGAGCCAGAUUCCAUGAGCACCAGGUCUUCUACUGCUUCUCAACGCCUCAGGAGAACGAGACCAGUGUCCUGUACCGGCGCCUCUAUGGGCCCCAGGCCCUCCUCUUCUCCCUCUUCUGGCCUACCUUCCUGCUGACUGGUGGCCUCCUCAUUAUUGCCAUGGUCAAGAUCAACCAGUCCCUCUCCAUUCUAGCGGCCCAGAAGUAGACCCAACCACACCAUACCACCGCUCGGGCCUCAGGGGACCAGGUGGGUCUCCAGGGCUUCUCCCUACAUGCAUCCCAUGCCUCCUCCAUCUGCCCUUCCUCUCUCCUUCUCCACUCUGUCCUGCCUUCCACUGCAUGACUGACUUU
Molecule: messenger RNA, 1125 nt
Organism: Carlito syrichta (Philippine tarsier)
Lineage: Eukaryota; Metazoa; Chordata; Mammalia; Primates; Tarsiidae
Gene: KCNMB1
Product: potassium calcium-activated channel subfamily M regulatory beta subunit 1
Exons: 4
Coding region: 404-979 (191 amino acids)
Biological process (GO): potassium ion transport; detection of calcium ion
Cellular component (GO): membrane; voltage-gated potassium channel complex
Molecular function (GO): potassium channel regulator activity; calcium-activated potassium channel activity
Source: RefSeq, a predicted model, not a curated record